Pelmatolapia mariae (spotted tilapia) is the source of this 1642-nucleotide messenger RNA. RefSeq names its product serine/threonine/tyrosine kinase 1b (gene styk1b). Lineage: Eukaryota; Metazoa; Chordata; Actinopteri; Cichliformes; Cichlidae. Gene Ontology annotation, cellular component: signaling receptor complex; plasma membrane. The transcript has 10 exons. Gene Ontology annotation, molecular function: transmembrane receptor protein tyrosine kinase activity; ATP binding. The coding region runs from base 165 to 1520 and encodes 451 amino acids. Gene Ontology annotation, biological process: protein phosphorylation; multicellular organism development; cell surface receptor protein tyrosine kinase signaling pathway. The record is from RefSeq and is a predicted model, not a curated record.
ACAAAUCACCUGAGAACAACAAGACAAUGAAGCUCUGAACAGCACAGCUGAGCCCGGAUUCGUUCAGCUGGGAAGAUGUAUGAAAAGUGCCUGACCGCAGUAACAGGAUUUCACUUUUGAUUAUUUCUCGUUUGGCUGUUUAGAGUAAACUGCAGGUGGUGAGGAUGUCUUCAGUAUCAGCUGCAGACUCUCAGUGCAAAACUGGAGACGCUAUCUGUGAGAUCCGAGUGUACGAACAGGAGGUGAUUGUCGUGCCAGUCUUCCUGCUGGCGAGCUUUCUGGUAACUCUGGUCUUCAUUUUACUGCUGCGCUUCUGCCCAGAGAAGGUCGAUCGUAUCCGUCCAAAGUCAAAGGUCACUACCAGGAGGAUACUGCAUGGCAUUGAUGCUCCAUCAGGUAUCAAUGUUCUGGAGCAUGAAAGCAUUGCUUUGGACAUGCCCAAUUCCUACUCCACCUUCCAGUCCCCGCACACCUACCUCAAUAAAGCAUUUUCCAAUUCUGUGGAGACACUCCCUCAACAUCCCAGCCCACCGCCACAGGAGACUUUCAAGCCCACUUUCACUCUCCCGCCGCAGCCCAGAGAGCUGCCCCGCCAGAGGCUCCCCGAGUCCUUCAACCUGGUCACGCCUCUCUCUGGCACCUUCUCCCUGCGCACAGACUCCUCCGUGUCCAUCUACAGGGCCCGUAUGGAAAACAGGAAUGUGGUACUGCGAGUACUAAAUGACUCAGCUAAUGCCACAGAAAGGCACAACUUCCUGGGCUUUGCUUCCUUCCUGGCCCAGCUCGGACCACAUCCGUUCCUGCCUGAGCUCCUAGGUGUGGUGUCACUGCGAGCUCCCCUGGUUACAGUUGUGGAAGAACUGGAAAACAGAGACCUGCUCAGCUUCUUGUGGAGAUGCAGAGAGGACAAUGUGGAUCCGCCAUGUGAAAUGACAGAGAGACGAAUAUUUACCAUGGCAAACCAGGUGGCCAGUGCACUGGCGUUCCUUCACAGUAAAGAUCUUCUCCAUGGAAACAUCCGUGCCCGUAGUGUACUGAUCAGUAAGAUGUUCACAGCCAAGCUUUGGGGCCUGCAUGGAGUCUAUACACGAAAGAACCAAGGAGCCACGCAGAGGGAGGAUCCGAGCAUGAAGAAAUGGCAGGCACCAGAGGUGCUAGCCAAGAGGCCUGCCAGUGAGAAAAGCGACGUCUGGUCCUUUGGUAUCUUAUUGUAUGAAAUGACAACUUUGGGUGAAGCUCCGUUUGCAGAGAUCCCGGCUAAUGAGCUUCUGCAGUUUCAUCAGCGAGGAAAAAAUCUUAAAAAACCAUCUAACUGCUCCAACGCACUGUACACGAUCAUUAAAGGUUGCUGCCAGUGGAAGGAUCAAGAAAGACCCACUCUGGCUGAAGUGAGCAAGAAGCUGGCUUCAGGAGAGAAGGCGGCCUCUGACAAGGUCAUCAAGGCAUCUGGGACAGUUAACAUUGAGCAGUACCUUCAAGAAGCUGGAUACGGCGAAGCCAACAGCUACACUGUUUUCUGAUUGCAGUUAUCCUCAGCAAAAGUACUUUUACAAAACAAAAAAAUGACGUUCAGAUGCAAUACAAUAGCUCAAAACUCUGGGUAUGAUCACUCUGGGAAUUGAAAUUGCUCCUUUUUCCUUCU